Loxodonta africana (African savanna elephant) is the source of this 1219-nucleotide messenger RNA. It is a transcript of the gene RBFOX3, whose product is annotated as RNA binding fox-1 homolog 3. Gene Ontology annotation, cellular component: nucleus; cytoplasm. The record is from RefSeq and is a predicted model, not a curated record. The transcript has 11 exons. Gene Ontology annotation, molecular function: mRNA binding. Gene Ontology annotation, biological process: nervous system development; regulation of alternative mRNA splicing, via spliceosome. NCBI's taxonomy places the organism in Eukaryota, Metazoa, Chordata, Mammalia, Proboscidea, Elephantidae. The coding region runs from base 1 to 1122 and encodes 373 amino acids.
AUGGCUCAGCCCUACCCCCCAGCCCAGUACCCCCCUCCACCACAGAAUGGCAUCCCCGCCGAGUAUGCCCCUCCCCCGCCGCACCCCACACAGGACUACUCGGGCCAGACCCCUGUGCCCCCAGAGCAUGGCAUGGCCCUGUACACACCAGCACAGAGCCACCCUGAGCAGCCGGGCACCGACGCCAGCACACAGUCCAUUGCCGGGACACAGACCGUGCCGCAGACAGACGAGGCGGCGCAGACGGACAGCCAGACGCUGCACCCCUCCGACCCCACAGAGAAGCAGCAGCCCAAGAGGCUACAUGUCUCCAACAUCCCUUUCCGGUUCAGGGACCCCGACCUGCGGCAAAUGUUCGGACAAUUCGGGAAGAUUUUAGACGUGGAGAUCAUUUUUAACGAGCGGGGCUCCAAGGGCUUUGGGUUUGUAACUUUUGAAACUAGCUCAGAUGCUGACCGAGCCCGGGAGAAGCUGAAUGGGACCAUCGUAGAGGGACGGAAAAUUGAGGUCAAUAACGCCACGGCCCGCGUCAUGACCAACAAGAAGACAGCAAACCCCUACACCAAUGGCUGGAAGUUAAACCCCGUGGUAGGCGCAGUCUACGGGCCGGAAUUCUAUGCAGUGACGGGAUUUCCCUACCCCACCACCGGCACAGCGGUUGCCUAUCGGGGCGCGCACCUACGGGGCCGGGGCCGGGCCGUGUAUAACACGUUUCGGGCUGCGCCGCCCCCACCCCCCAUCCCGACUUACGGAGCGGCACUGGAGCAAACGCUUGUUAAAAUGCCGGUCCCAUGGGCAGGGCUGGCCCCGUGCCCCCUCCCCCAGCAGACGCCAGAGCCGGCCUACCCCACCUCUCCAGCGUUCCCACCACUUUCUUGUCCGUUUGCUUCCAGGGUCGUGUAUCAGGAUGGAUUUUAUGGUGCUGAGAUUUAUGGAGGCUAUACAGCCUACAGAUAUGCUCAGCCAGCCGCAGCAGCAGCAGCCGCAUAUAGUGACAGUUACGGCAGAGUGUACGCCACCGCUGACCCCUACCAUCACACCGUCGGCCCCGCAGCCACCUACAGCAUCGGAACCAUGGCUAGUCUCUGCCGAGGAGGGUACAGCCGCUUCUCCCCCUACUAGCAAGAGACCCAGCCCCUAACAGCAUUCACACUGACUGCCUGUCACAAACAAACCCAAACACCAGGCUCGCCCACCAGGAGGACAGUGCGCCCCUCCG